Molecule: messenger RNA, 1377 nt
Organism: Aspergillus nidulans FGSC A4
Lineage: Eukaryota; Fungi; Ascomycota; Eurotiomycetes; Eurotiales; Aspergillaceae
Product: FAD-dependent oxidoreductase
Exons: 3
Coding region: 34-1377 (447 amino acids)
Molecular function (GO): oxidoreductase activity; FAD binding
Source: RefSeq, a predicted model, not a curated record
AAGUAGGUUCCUGAAAUUAAAAUAUCUCAGACCAUGAGGAUCAUCAUUAUCGGAGGCGGCAUCUCUGGCUGCGCAGUAUAUCUCCAACUCAAAAAGCAUCUCCCCCAGGCCAAUACAUCCUCUCAGCAGGAGAUAAUCAUCUACGAAGCUUACGACACAGGGAUAGACACAAAGGAUGAAAACUGCGAUGGUCAACCCCAUUCCUCCACGCUAGUCGUCGGCGGCGGACUCGGGCUCUUCCCCAACGGCCUCAAAGUUCUGGAACGGUUGGAUGAGGACAUCCUCCGUGAUAUUGUUUGCGGCGGAUAUGUUAUCGCGCACCAGAAUAUGAAAUCAAAGAAUGGAACAUUACUUCUAAGAAUGGAUCCUAGUUCGGAUCCUGACCCAUCGCGGGACGGAAAACGCAUGCAUCUGCUUGGGAUAAGCCGACAUUCAUUGUGGAGUAACUUGCGAAGAAGGGUCCCAAGUUGUGAUAUACAAACGAAGCGGGUGUCGAAGGUUGUCGCGAACGAGCAUGGAAGCAAUGUGGUUUACUUUGCGAACGGGAGUCCGCCUGUUGAGGCAGACCUGGUCAUUGGUGCCGAUGGAGUUAAAGGGAUCACGAAACAGGCCUUGUUCCCCAACCAGCAGAUAUGCAAGCCCGAAUACCAGGGCCUUGUUGGUGUUGGCGGCUUUAUCUCUACGAAAGAAGUACAAGGUCUGGUCGAAAAGGGCUCGAUGAACCUGGUCUUUGGCGGCAAUGGGUUCUUCGGGUACUUUUACUCAAACAGCGCCUCGUCCGCACAGCAGAUGGGCUCAGCAUACGACAUUUCCGAGCCUGGAGAGACCUUGGCAUGGUGGUCAACAUACGCCGUCGACGAAUGUCCCGACCCUAAGUCCCUGGACAUGGACGCCGUGGCAAAACAACUACGCGAGAGACAUGCGCAGUGGAAAGACCCGGUCAUUCAGAAGAUUCUGCCUUCGUUACAGGUUAGGAGCAUGUACCCAACAUGGACGACCCCUCAACUUCCCACGUGGGAGAAAAACGGCGUUGUCCUAAUUGGCGACGCAGCGCAUGCCCUCCCAUCUACAUCAGGCCAAGGCUCCUCGCAGGCCCUGGAAGAUGCUGAGGCGUUUGCCGUACUGCUUAGCCAUACUCUCCGUGGUGUAUAUAAGAAGGACUCUGCAGACGCUAUCACAAAAAAGGAGGCCAUCACGACGGCUGCGAAGCAGUAUGAGGCGAUUCGCUACCCCCGAGUGCAGGAGAUUUUAGAAAAUGCACAGCGGAUGCAGAAUAGCAAGCGGGAUAUGGGCCCUAUAGCUGACUGGCUUCUGCUUGCUAACAUUUCUAGGAUGUUUCCCGAAUAUAUUGUCGCGUUUCCAGAAGAAGGUGAUUAA